Medicago truncatula (barrel medic) is the source of this 2377-nucleotide messenger RNA. Its product is annotated as BTB/POZ domain-containing protein DOT3. The transcript has 6 exons. Lineage: Eukaryota; Viridiplantae; Streptophyta; Magnoliopsida; Fabales; Fabaceae. Gene Ontology annotation, molecular function: protein binding. Bases 232 to 1773 code for a protein of 513 amino acids. The record is from RefSeq and is a predicted model, not a curated record.
UAAACAUCUGCAUAAUUAUAGUAUUCCAUAUGAUGGUAGAAUUUUAUUGAAGGUGAUAGCCUACAAGGAAAGAAACAACUCACCCACCAUCUUAACUACAAUUCUACAAUGACCACAGAACAGUUCUCAGCAUUAAUUUAGACAGCGUGUCUGGUUUCAUAUAUCAUUUAGGCUAGUCAUAAAAAAUGAAAUGUCUAUCCCAAGCUUGCAGCAAUUAGCUUAAGAAUAAACAUGAAAUCACUUCAAGUGGCCCAAGCACAAGACCCUGAAAGUCAGUCUGACAGAACUGAACAAGUUUCAGAUAAAAGCAUAGUUAUUCCCAACAAACAUGUCACAAUAGCUGAUAGCAUAAAAAAUGAACAUUCAAGGUUCGUUGCCCCUCGAAUUCCAACAGACUUUUCAAUUCAAGUCCAGGAAACCACUUAUAAUGUGCACAAGUACCCAUUGAUAUCAAAAUGCGGCUACAUAGGACGGUUGGAAGUACAGCCUCUAAUCUCAAAUUCUGGGAAUGUGCUCAAGCUUGAAAACUUUCCAGGUGGAUGUGAAACAUUUGAAACAAUUCUAAAAUUCUGUUAUGGCCUCCCUAUAGACUUCAACUCAGAUAAUGUAGCUGCACUAAGAUGUGCGUCAGAAUUUCUAGAGAUGACUGAAGAACUAGAAGAUGGCAAUCUCAUUUCCAAGACAGAAGCUUUCCUCACAUUUGUCGUGCUUUCUUCAUGGAAAGAUACUGUUACUGUUCUGAAAUCUUGUGAAAAUCUAUCUCCAUGGGCUGAAAAUAUCCAAAUUGUUAGAAGAUGCUGUGAUUCUAUAGCUUGGAAGGCUACUAAAAAUGAGCCCGCAAGUGAGGAUGCAGCAUCUAAUCAAGAAAGCUGGUGGUUCGAUGAUUUGGCCACCCUCCGCAUUGAUCAUUUUAUGCGGAUAAUUUCAGCAAUUAGGGCAAAGGGAACCAAACAAGAGAUCAUUGGUAAAUGUAUCAUGCAAUAUGCCAAGAGAUGGCUACCAGGAAUGUAUGAGGAGUUAGAAGGGCUAAGAGGAUAUGGGCAUGGAAAAAGUAAUCUACAGUUCACUAUAUUUAGCAUGAAGAAAGAAGAGAGCACUAGACAUAGCAAGGAGCAAACGACUAUUAUUGAAAGCCUAAUAAGCAUAAUUCCUCCUCAACAAGAUGCUGUCCCAUGUAAGUUCUUGUUGCAGAUGCUAAAGAUGGCAAUGAUGUAUUCUGUAUCAUCAGCUCUCAUUUCAGACCUUGAAAAGAGAGUUGGUAUGGUGUUAGAAGAUGCUGAGGUGGAUGAUCUCUUAAUUCCUAGAUAUCAAAAUGGAGGUCAAGGAAAAAUGGUCAACAUGCCUAAUUCACCCGAAAACUGCACUAUGCAAGACAUAGAUGUAGUACAACGGAUUGUUGAAUACUUCUUGAUGCAUGAAAAACAGCAAACGCAACUGCAACAAAAGUCCGGAAAAUUCAAUAUUAGUAGGCUUUUGGACAAUUACCUAGCUGAAGUUGCAACAGAUCCAAAUCUUUCAAUUACAACGUUCCAAGUCUUAGCUGAAUUACUGCCAGAACAUACUCGAUCAUUUCACGAUGGUCUAUAUAGAGCCAUUGACACCUACCUAAAGACCCAUCCUUCCCUAACUGACCAAGACCGUAGAAGACUCUGCAAAAUAAUGAACUGUGAAAAACUCUCACUUGAUGCAUGCAUACAUGCUGCACAAAAUGAUAGAUUGCCUCUAAGAACGGUUGUCCAGACCUUUUUGAAAAAGGAAUCCCUUCCAUGCUGAUGGAAUACAAGUGAAUUGUGAUAAUCCCUUCCAUGCUGAUGGAAUACAAGUGAAUUGUGAUAUUUAAAUAAAAGAAGAAACUUCUUUAGAAGGAAAGAGGGAUCACAUAGAAGCAACAUGGUACAAAUGCUCCUUACAAAUGGAAAAAUAUAAACCAAACAGCAAGACUAAUUGGAAAGAGCUCUUAAAUCCAUCCCCAAAAUCAUGUGUCUAUAGAGAAUGAUACUAUGAGUGAAAGGGGAAAUAGUUGAUAGUAAACUCCGCAAAGUAUUUCCUCUAUACACAAAAGUUUGUGUCUUUAGUUACCUACUGUGAUUUAGAAAUAAAAUUGUCUAGACAUUGCAGCAAGACAAGAUUUGUUUGGAACAUCAGUAUAUAAUCUAGAAAUGUUGAGAUAUGACAGAAAGAAGAAAAUACUUCCAAAUCCAUUUUUAAUAAGAUAGUUGGAUUCCACAAAACAACACUGUGGAUCUGGUUCACAUUAUAGACAUAGCAUCUAAGAUAGUGUGGCAGCAUAACACAUGAUAAUUAAAAUCACAUAGGGUGUGUUUGAUUUGCAAAACAGUAAGUACUGGACAGAACAGUACAACACAAGGCAGAACAG